Messenger RNA from Aspergillus alliaceus, 684 nucleotides. RefSeq lists its product as uncharacterized. The transcript is spliced from 3 exons. The coding region runs from base 1 to 684 and encodes 227 amino acids. NCBI's taxonomy places the organism in Eukaryota, Fungi, Ascomycota, Eurotiomycetes, Eurotiales, Aspergillaceae. The record is from RefSeq and is a predicted model, not a curated record.
AUGUUUGCCCGCAAGUUCCUAUCCUUCACGCUUCUCAUGGCCGCCGCCCUGGCUAACGAAACCGUCACUCUCUUCCUGCCGGAAUUUCAAGGGAUAUCCCUGGUCGGACGAGUUAUAGAAACUAAUGGUCCCCUGACUACGUAUGUGAUUAACUGCGAUGUCAGACCCAAGAACCGGGAGUUUUACGUCAUUGGCGAGUGUGAGGGCUCGGCCACUGGGUUUACUGUGACCCAUGGCCCAUCUACCUUCCGUGCGGUAUUCGAUUACCCUGAGUUUACAAUGGCGGAAGAGUGCGCCAUCAGCGCGUCCACAUCACUAUCUUACCUACUCUCAAUAGACUACGGAUCUUCGACGGAGGUGGAGAGCGGGGUCACUGUCGGCCCAGCUGAUGACUUUUACCAAGCUUUGGUUAUCACCGGCAGGGAAGCGGCUACUACGCCUGCCACCGUAAAGGCCUCCCCCACUGGUGUUAUCGCCACGGCGACUGGGUCGUCGGUGAAGGCCUCAGCUGCUAGCGCUGCCGGUCUACUUGAUGAAAAGGCGAAAAAAGAGAGCCAGGCUUGGGCGUCCUCGUCAACCAGCACCAGCCAGAGUACAAACGCAGGUUUGGCAAAGGCUACGGGAAAUAUAAAGUGGGCUAUUGGGGGUGGUGCGGCCGCUAUGGCUGUUAUUGGCUUGGCUUGA